GAGUCUAUCAAAUAUUAGACCAAGCCAAGGGCUGCAUGCACGAAGAGGGGAAGACAGCGCACAACACAAGUUAAGAUGGCUGUGUUCUUUUAUGUGUUCGUCGCCAGCAUGUUGACUGCCUGCCACGCUGCCAAGCCUCCCCACAUCGUGUUCAUCUUCGUUGAUGACCUGGGCUGGAGCGACGUGGGAUAUCAUAAUAUAACCGACCUCAAGACGCCUAAUAUUGAUCGGCUUGCGGGAGAGGGGGUUGUUCUGGAGAAUUAUUACGUGCAGCCGAUCUGCACACCAGCAAGAGGCACUUUUCUCUCGGGAAGAUAUCCAAUUCAUACAGGUCUGCAGCAUAGCAAUAUUCAUGAGACAGAACCCUUUGGUCUCCCCCUGGACUUCACUCUAUUGCCGCAGAAACUCAAGAAGGCUGGUUACUCCACACACGCUGUCGGUAAAUGGCAUUUGGGAUUUUUCGAGAAGGAAUAUACACCACUAUACCGCGGGUUUGAUACAUUCUUCGGGUACUACUCGGGCUCCGAGGACCAUUACACCCACAAGAGGAAAAAGAUACUGGACUUACACGACCAGGAGGAGCCAGUCACCAACCAGGAAAACCACUACUCAGCCAACAUGUUCUCGGAGAGAGCCCAGCGUAUUAUCUCUAAUCAUAACCCGUCCACGCCACUGUUCCUCUACCUCCCAUUCCAAUGUGUCCAUGCUCCCCGCGAAGCCCCGAUGAGAUUUGUAAAUAUGUACAAUCACAUCAAGAACAAGAAACGGCGCCUGUACGCGGGUAUGGUGAGCGCAGUAGACGAGGCCAUUGGUAAUGUUACAAAAACUUUACAGCAAAGAGGGUUAUGGAAUAACACUCUCCUGGUCUUCUCCUCUGAUAACGGCGGAUUACCCUUAGGCGGAGGAUAUAACUGGCCGCUUAGGGGUUACAAGGGCCAUUUGUGGGAGGGAGGGGUGAGAGCGGCAGCGUUUGUUCACGGCAAAAUGUUAAAGAAUAAGGGAUCACGGUCUAAGGAGCUGCUACAUGUUAGCGAUUGGUACCCAACAUUUACAGCUUUGGCAGGGCUACAAGACACGGACAACGAAGCGCGUGUCCCUCCCCUGGACGGGAUGAAUGUAUGGGAGACAAUAUCUAACGGCGCACCCUCCCCCCGACAGGAGAUUCUGCUAAACAUUGAUGUCCCUUCCCUACUCCCCUUUCCUGACGGCGUACCUUUCCAGGGGAGUGCUGUGCGCAUGGGUGACAUGAAACUGCAUGUUGGUGUUCCAAAUACCACGUGGUACAAGCCACCAGAGCUCGGUGGAGGACUGGGUUGGCACUGGCGGAGCUUUGAUGAGAACAACACGAUCAAGGAAGCCCUUUAUAAUAUUACCGCUGACCCUGAGGAGCGACAUGACUUGAGUACUGAGCUCCCGGAUGUGGUUGCUAGGCUACGCCAGCGUAUAGAUUACUAUAUGAGCGGCGCGGUGCUUUCUGGAAAAAGGCCACCAGAUCCACAGGCGCUCAAGACGGCCAAGAAAAAUGGGUGCUGGGGACCUUGGCAACAGAAGAAUGACAUUUUGAACAAGUAGCUAUUGGACUGAUAAAAGAUUAGUGCUGUUUAGCUUCCUCCGCUAGUCUCUCCUUUUGGGGAUUCCUGUGGCAACGUGAAGAGGAGGGGGUCUAGAUAUAUGUCAGAGCGGGGGCCGGAGGAAGCCUGGCACCUUAGAAAGAAUCAAUAAAGGAGGAAAUGCCUGUGAAGGGAUAUAAGUGGUAAGGUUGACCAAUUCUGGUGGCACUCUUGAAUAAACAUUAUCAGGCUUGUAA
Nematostella vectensis (starlet sea anemone) is the source of this 1807-nucleotide messenger RNA. RefSeq names its product arylsulfatase B. The record is from RefSeq and is a predicted model, not a curated record. Bases 76 to 1572 code for a protein of 498 amino acids. Lineage: Eukaryota; Metazoa; Cnidaria; Anthozoa; Actiniaria; Edwardsiidae. The transcript has 7 exons.